Messenger RNA from Rotaria sp. Silwood2, 4857 nucleotides. Lineage: Eukaryota; Metazoa; Rotifera; Eurotatoria; Philodinida; Philodinidae. The record is from the annotation of a GenBank genome assembly.
AUGUUUUUACCAUCGAUUGCAACAUGUUCCCUUAUUAUAGAAAAUUCAUCGAAAGCAAUGAACACAACUGCUAACAAAGAAGACAUUACCCUAAUUUGGUUUGACUCAAAGAUGGAUUUCCAUCAUCAUGCAGAAGAAACAAAGAAACACUUACGACAAAUCAAUAGUUAUGUUGUAUUUCACACUCAACUCGAACAUUGUAUCAGUUUCAUUCAAUCAAUAGAUAAUGAAAAAAUUAUUUUUGUCACUUCAAUUUAUGAUGCAUCACAAAUAUUACCUCAUAUUGCAAGUCUACCUCAAAUUGACAGCAUCUUUGCCUUCAACUGGGAAAAAGUCGAUCGAGAACAUUUAGUUCUCGAAUAUUCAAAACUUAUUGGUAUCUAUGAUGCACUCGAUUUAUUAUGUUUAUCAAUUGAAGAACAAGUCGAUAUUCUUGACCAACAUUCACAAACAUUCGGCUUCUUUGAUCAAGAUGAAUAUUUGACACAAGAUCUAUCAAAACAAACUGCUGAUCUUCUUUGGUUUCAACUUUAUCAUGAUGUUCUUGUUCAGUUAACACACGAUGAAGAAGCUAAACAAGAAAUGAUCUAUUCUUGUCGUUCCUAUUACCAAGACAAUAUCAGCGAAUUAGAAAUGAUUGAGAAGUUUGAAAAUGAAUACCGAUCAGAAGAAGCUCUUCAAUGGUAUUUGAGAAAAUCAUUUCUUUACAAAAUGAUCAAGAAAGCAUUGAGAACCAAAGAUUUCGAUCAGCUGUAUAUAUUUCGGUAUUUUAUGAAAGAUUUGACAGAAAGUCUCGUUCGAGAACAUCAAAAGAUGCUUCAAUCUGGUAAAAAAAUAUUAUUCAUGUGUCGAGGAAUGAAACUGACAAGUGAUCAAAUCGAGAAAUUUAAAGAAAACGAAGGUAAAUUGGUUUCAAUCAAUGGAUUUUUGAGAACAACUAUGCUUCGUUCAACUGCAUUAAACCAAGCAAUGAGAUCUUCGAAACAAACUGAUUUUAUUUCUGUUCUCCUAGAAAUUCAAUGCAAUCUACAGCAUCUGAGUAACAGUGUCAUUAUUGCUGACACCGUUCAUUUUAAUGACUUACCAUGUAAAGAACAAGAAGAUAUUAUCUUCGGUUUAAACGUCACUUUUCGAUUGGAAAGUGUGAGAAUGAAGAAAGACAUAUGGUUGAUUGAAAUGACUGCAUCGAAUGAAGGUCAGUUUAUCAAAGAAAAAUAUAUCAAAGACUCACAUCGUCAAAUCGAAGGCCUGAGCACCAAAAUUCUCUUUGGACGAUUGAUGUAUGAUAUAGGUCAAUGGAAUCAAUCACAACAUUUCUUUGAACAUUUAUUGAACAAUUCGAAUAUCUACAAUGAAGAUCUUACAAAGAUUGAAUGUAGUCUUGGUGAGGUUCUUCAAUUAAAAGGAGAGUGGAAUGAAGCACGGAAAUAUUAUGAUCGGGCUUAUCAACGAAUGAUGAAUAUAAAACCAAUACCGAUCAAGGAUUCAUAUGAGAUACUCUUUAAUAUUGGUGAGAUUUUCUAUCUAGAAGGAAAGUAUGAAGAGGCUCAGGAUUAUUAUGAACGAGUAUUGGCACUGCAAAAAGAAAUUUAUACAUCUACCAAGGUUGAUAAAUCUAAUCUACAGGAUCAUCAACACAGUAGUUUAUUAAGUCGUGUUCACACAUCGUUCUGGUCUGUUUUAAUGAAUUUAGGCAGAUUCUUUCAAUCGUAUUCCGGAUGGUUUUUGACUAGAUAUUUUCUAGGAAUUUCUCAUUGGUUUCGGUCGGAAUAUGCAGCAAAUAGAAUGGAGCUUGCUAAUGAACAUUCGACCAAAAUUCAGUUACAAAAAGUGUGUCAAAACUUACAGGAAACUGAUUGGUUACAACUGAGCAAGAUUCAUCUCAAUGGUCAUGUGCCUAUUGCUACUAAUCUCCGAAGCUUCGGCAAAAUCCUCUUUCGACAAGCUAAGUAUGAUGAGGCACUGAUCUUUCAUCAGCAAGCACUAGCAAUGCUCGAAAAAUACUAUCAAUGUCCUCAUAUCGAUAUCGCUAUUAGUCUUGUCUACAUUGGUCAGGUUCUUACAUAUCAAACAAAGUACAAGGAAGCUCUCGAUUUCUGUCAACGAGCAAUGUCAAUCUAUACAAGAUAUUAUCCAAAUGGUCAUGCAUACAUUGCCUGUACCCUCAAUUACAUCGGUUACAUUCUCUUACGUGGAGGCAAUCAAGAUGAAGCCCUAAAGAUUCAUGAACGAGCAUUGGUAAUGCUACAAAAGUAUUAUCCAUCUGGUCAUGUGAAUAUAGCGUAUAGUCUUUGUGGAAUGGGAAAUGCUUACUGUAGACAAGGAAAAUAUGAUGAAGCUGUGACAUUUUACGAACAAGUACUUGAAAUUGCACAGAAUUAUUAUUUUGCUGGGCACGAUGACAUUAUUUGUACUCUAAACAAUAUUGGCUAUAUAAAAAAGGAACAGAGGAAGUAUGAUGAAUCUCUUGAUUUUCAUCGACGAGCACUAGCACUUCAAGAGAAAUAUUAUCCAUUUUACUAUGCAAACAUCGCUAACACUCUCAAUCACAUCUCUGCUGUACAACUUUGUCAAUCGAAAUAUGAUGAAGCUCUGUAUUAUUGCCAACAAGCGCUAACAAUGCAAGAAAGCUAUUAUCCAUCAGGCAAUACUUCAAUAUCCCUUAGCCUCAGUAAUAUGGCUAACAUCUUGCAUAAGCAAGGAAAGUACAAUGAAGCUAUUGAUUUGGAUCAACGAGCGCUAUCAACUAUCGCAAAACACAACCCAUCUGAUCAUUCUUCCAUUGUUUCUCAUAUGAACAAUAUCGGCGUUACAUUAUGUAAGCAAGAAAAGUAUGAUGAAGCUCUUGAUUAUCACCGAAGAGCACUCGAAAUACAAGAAAAAUAUUGUCCAUUUUACCAGCAUGAGAUAGCAAAUACUCUAAAUUACAUCGGUAGUGUUCUUAUGAGACAGAGAAAAUAUGAAGAAACCUUGAAGUUUCAUGAACGUGCACUCGAAAUGCAAGAGAAAUAUUACUCAAAUAGUCAUGUAGACAUUGCCUUAACUCUCAAUAAUAUUGGUACAACAUUUCGUCAACAAGAAAAUUUUGAUAAGGCGAUUGAAUAUCAUCAAAAAGCAUUAGAAAUUCAAAAGAAGUAUUAUCCAUCAGACAGUGUCAUCAUGGCUGAUACUAUCAAUUGCAUUGGUCAUGUUCUGUACGAUGAAAGAAAAUAUGAUGCAGCCAUUGAUUAUUAUCGACAGGCACUGUCGAUACAAGAGAACUUCAGUCCUGAUGAUCGCAUUGAAACUUCUCAUACAGUCAACUUCAUUGGUAAUAUUCUAUAUAAACAGAAAAAGUAUGAGGAAGCUCUUCAACUUCAUCAAAAAGCCUUGACUAUUCAAGAAAAACAUUAUAAAUUUGCUCAUAUCAACAUCGCUAAGAGCCUGAACUCUAUUGGUAAUGUCCUAUAUAGUCAAGAGAAAUAUAAUGAAGCUAUCGAUUUCUAUCAACGAUCAUUAGCUAUUCGAGAGAAAAUUCAUCCGUUUGGUUAUGCUGGCAUCGCUCUCGUUCUCGGCAAUAUUGGACGAGCUCUGUAUGGGCAAAGAAAAUAUGAUGAUGCUCUUGACUUCUAUCAACGAGCACUGAGAAUCUAUGAAAAAUGUUGCCCAUCGAAUCCUAUUGAUAUUGCUAAUGGCCUCAUCGAUAUUGCUGAUGUGAUGAGAAAACAAGGAAAGUACGUAGAAGCCAUUGAGUUUCAACAGAAAGCAUUGACAAUUCGAGAAGAAAAGUAUUCUUCUUCUCAUGAAAAUAUUGCCGAUAGCUUGAAUCGCAUCGGUCAUAUUCGAAUGGAUCAAAAAGAACAUAAUCUAGCACUCGACUGUUAUCAACAAGCUCUGACUAUUCUCGAAAAUUGCUAUCCAUGCAGUCAUGUUAGUAUUGCUGAAAGUCUGCGAUAUAUCGGUAGAACCCUAAAUGAGCAAGGAAAGCAUGAUGAAUCUCUCGAUUUCUAUCAGCGAGCAACGGCAAUCUAUGAGCAAUAUUAUCCAUUCGAUUAUGACAACUUUGCAACCUGUCUGAAUUCUAUUGGUAAUAUAUUGUGUUGUCAAGAAAAAUAUGAUGAAGCACUCGAUUUUUAUAAUCGAGCACUGGUGUUUUAUAAGAAGUAUUCGUCUAAUUAUUCGAAUACUGUUACUUGUCUGAAUAACAUAGCUCAAACUUUACAAGACCAAAGAAAAUAUAAUGAGGCUCUUGACUUUCAACAGCAAGCAUUAGCACUUCUCAAAAGUAACUCACCCAGUGAUCAAUUUAGAAUUGCUACCAGUCUGAAGAACAUCGGUAAUACUCUGUUUGAGCAAACAAAGUAUGAUGAAUCUUUCGACUUUUAUCAACAAGCCUUGAUCAUACUCGAACAAUAUUAUCCCGAUCAUCAUGUUGAAAUUGCUGAUUGCCUAUACUGGAUCGCUAUUAACUUCAAUAGAAAGUCCCGGUACGAUCUCGCUACUGAAUAUUUGGAAAGAUGUUUAAUAAUUAAAGAAGCCAGUCUACCUCUAAAAGAUCUCUCCAUUGCUACCCUACUUCAGUGUUUGUCAAAAGUUCAAGGUUGGAGAGGCGAACAUGAACUCUCUCUUAUGUGUGAACAGUAUUGUUACUCAAUGCGUCUCAAAGUUCUACCACCAGAUCAUGAAGACAUUGGUCGCAGUUUAGCAAACAUAGGUGAAAUUUACGAAAAGAUUUCUAAGCCUACGUUGGCACUUAAUUAUUAUCAACAAGCAUCAGCUAUCUACACGAAAUGUCUGCCUUCCUGGCAUAGUAAUCUAUGGAAGAUAAAAUCGAAUAUUGAACGACUUUCAGAAGAACUUGGCAUAGAACUUGAUUAA